Cucurbita maxima (winter squash) is the source of this 1268-nucleotide messenger RNA. RefSeq lists its product as uncharacterized. The transcript is spliced from 3 exons. The record is from RefSeq and is a predicted model, not a curated record. NCBI's taxonomy places the organism in Eukaryota, Viridiplantae, Streptophyta, Magnoliopsida, Cucurbitales, Cucurbitaceae. Bases 181 to 1200 code for a protein of 339 amino acids. Gene Ontology annotation, cellular component: plasma membrane.
GAUAAGCGCGAGUAGAAUAUAUGGACUGAUAUUUGUAUGGGUAACUUAUGAUGCCUUGUCGGCAUUGGCCAAGUGUGCAUGAACGAUUAGUUGGCAGCUUUAAUGGUUAAUUAAUAGGUGACGUGUGACAUAUGAGGAGGCACAUCAGCCGGAGGGACACGUCAACAUUCCUGCACUCCCAUGGAAAAACAUCCAUUCCCCACUUGGCACACGCGCUUUGAAGCGCGUGAGUCUCCAUCUAACCCUCUGUUUCUUAUUCAACAAAAACAGAGACUCAUCCUCUGUUUCUUGUUCCUAACGAUGCACGCCAGAUCCUACUCGGAGGCGACGAGCGUUGACCAGUUCUCGCCGGCGCGGCGAUUCUACUACGUACAGAGCCCCUCGUCCAACGAAGUGGAAAAAAUGUCGUACGUUUCGAGCCCAAUGGGUUCGCCGCCGCACCAUUUUUACCAUUCUCGUGAGUCGUCGAGUUCCCGAUUCUCCGCCGCGUUUAAGAACAACAUCAACCGGAACGGCAAUCCCUCUGCCUGGAGAAAACUCCACCGCCCCCAGGAUCCCAAUGAAGAAGAGGAGGAAUCCGGUGAUCGGAAUCCCAAAUGGAAUCGGAAUCUCCGGCUGUACUUGUCUCUGUUUCUUCUGUUGUUUCUUCUUUUCACCGUCUUCUUCCUCAUCCUCUGGGGCGCUACCAAGUCCUUCCGCCCUCAAAUUCUUAUUCAGAGUAUGGUGUUCGAGAAGUUUAACGUUCAGGCAGGAAGUGAUCCGGGGGGCGUGGCAACGGAUCUGAUGUCAUUAAAUUCAACGGUGAGGAUCAAGUACAGAAAUCCUGCCACGUUUUACGGAGUCCACGUCAGCUCCUCACUAUUUCAGCUCCACUAUUUCCAGCUCCAUGUAGCCUCUGGCCAGAUGAAGGAGUUUUACCAAAAAAGACAGAGCUCUCGAAGGUUAACGACAUCGGUGGCAGGGCAUCAAGUCCCGCUCUACGGUGGGAUCACAGUAAUUGGGAAUUGGCGAGACCAACAACAAGACGGGGUCGGGGUCGAGAUGCCGCUAAACCUCACGAUGGCUGUGAGGUCGAGAGCUUACAUUCUAGGGAAGCUGGUGAAGUCCACAUUCCAUACAACCAUUACAUGUUCAGUUACUCUUAGCACCAACAAGCUUGGAAAAUUCCACUCUUUCAACAAUUCUUGCACUUAUAAUUGAUCUUCUUAUGCUCCUUGUGGAGGUUCUUUACAAAAUUUGGGUAAGGUUUCAUGUCAUCGACUAUGCAA